UGACCAUGCGUAUUCCACUUCCAGUAAAUGAUGGAUGGAUGGAUGGAUUGGAUUGGAUUGGAUGAAUGGAUUGGAUUGGAUGGAUGGAUUGGAUGGAUGGAUGGGUGACAAACCUUUCAAUCAUGAAAUAACAUUAAUAUUUUCUUCCAAUCACGUCUGGUGCAGAGACGAGGCUUUUGAGAUCACCGUGAAUGGACAGCUUCUCUUUUCGCGAUUGGAGUCGAAGCGGCUUCCACAAUUGGACGAAGUGCUGGACGCGCUUGCCAAGUUGACGCCCGAGGUAACCGUUGCAGAAGCACAGGCGUCGCCGAGCUAGUAGGUGAAGAGUCUGAAGAAGAAGAAGAAAGACGGAGAGGAGAGGAGAGGAGAGGAGACAAAUUGACUGGUGGCUGCGUCGACAGGCCUGUGUGUGUGUGGUCGGGUCAGUUGAGGGGCGGGUGUUGUGGGCGUGACUAGGUACACGCCGGGACGCGGGAAAAUCCGUGCUGGGGUGUCGGGUUAAGUACCCAACUUGGGGAUUCGCGUUCACCUCAGUCAGCUUAAUAGCCCUUUUCGUUGAGCGUGCAAGUCCCAGGAGGAGGGAGGUCGCGUGUUCGAUUCUUGAGAGAUCAGAUGAUCAUAGACGAAAAGUGCAAGGAAGAGGAGGAGGAUGCGGCAAGAGGAGGAGGAUGCGGCAAGUAAAAGGACGACCUGAGAGAGAUUUGAUCAGCAGCGGUGACCUCGUGAGGAAUGGAUGUGGUGGGCAUGCAACUGGACACCGUUCGAAAGCUCUAACGACCAAAAAGGAAACUCCAAGGACCAAAAAGGAAACUCCAAAGACCGCAAAAGAAAGGGCAUCUCUGCUUCAUUACACAGGGGGCGAGGGUGGUUGCGCUGUGGCCCUGUACAAUAGUUAACAAAACUUUAAAAAAGCAGGCACGUAGAGUACAGUUCCUUUUUUUUUUUUUUUUUUUUUUUUUCCGUGAACCACCUCGAGGUCCAAUCUUUUUUUUUUUGAGGUGCAAUCUUCACUCCUGCUGCUGGUGAUAAGGGCACCAGCUGGAAAAGAAAAAGAACACCAGCAGGACAGUAGAGCCGCAGAUGAUGGCACCAUUCCAUUGGUGGGUAGCUGCACCUGCUGCAAAAAAAAAAUUGCGUCCAGCAAGAGCAUCCCUUGUACAGAAUGGACUGAUUUGUGGGUCCUUUWCCCCCCCCCCCCCAUCUCUAGCUUAGGUUGUGAUUGGGAAUUAAGAACAGCACGACAAGAGUGACAUCUAUGGACAUUUCUCGUCUGGAAAAGACUGCAGCUUCCGACAGAGAUUAUUUCUACGACAACUCAGCCUACUUUUCGACACUUGUACCACAGAGAAGAAGAUGAUCCAGCCUGCCUAGUCAGACUGCUUUUGCCCCCUGCCCUACGGAACAAUAACCGAUA
Chara braunii is the source of this 1414-nucleotide messenger RNA. NCBI's taxonomy places the organism in Eukaryota, Viridiplantae, Streptophyta, Charophyceae, Charales, Characeae. The record is from the annotation of a GenBank genome assembly.